AUGGAGGAAUGUCACAAGAAGAUUCUUCAGCGGUACAGAAUAAAUAUUGUCACGAGUUUGGAUCCAUCGAGCCUCUACGACCGUCUUCUUGAUAAAGACAUUUUCACUUCAGACAUGAUCGAGAAAAUCAAGAACUCUGGAACGAGACGGGACCAAGCCAGGCAGCUGGCACGGGAUCUCGAGACCCGUGGUAGUCGGGCCUUCCCUCUCUUUUUGGAAUGUCUUCAGGAUUCAGAGCAGCACAGUUUGGCAAAGCUCCUCCAAAGUGGAGCACUUGACGUUCAAGGCUUAAAGUCCAACAGUCUCAUUCAACCUGUUGUCAGGACUUCUCCACUUCCCUCCGUAGUGGAUUUCCAGCAGCAAAGAAAGGCUCCACCUAUCUGUCCAACAGAGAUUCCAAAACCAUCAUCUAAUUUGCAGAACGUUCAGGUUCAGGUGCAGGCCAGAACCCGUAUGCAAGGCAGGAAGCGUCGGGACAGCCUUCAAAGCUACAAAAUGGAUGCCAUCCCGUGCGGACAUUGCCUCAUUAUCAAUAAUGUGGAUUUUGAGCCACAAAGCCAGCUGAGUCAGCGCAAGGGGUCCAACGUGGACUGCGACAGGUUGGAGAGACGAUUCAAAGCGCUAAACUUUCUCGUGGAAGUGAGGACAAACCUCAAACAACGACGGAUCAAACACGAACUGUCAGAGUUAUCCAAAAAAGACCAUUCUCCCUAUGAUUGCUGCGUAGUCAUCAUUCUUUCACAUGGGACGGAGGUGAGUCACAACCGCUUCCCCGGUGCGGUUUAUGGAGUAGAUGGCCAAUACGUUCCAGUGCAGCACAUCACCAACUACCUCAAUGGGAAACAUUGUCCCUCCCUGCAAGGGAAACCCAAACUUUUCUUCAUCCAGGCCUGUGGAGGAGGCGAAAGAGACCUAGGCUUCGAGGUGCCGUCUGACGAAACGGAAGAGUCCGGCGGCGGAGCGGACGACCAGACGGACGCCAUCCCCGCAUCCUCCAGCAGCGACUCUCUGAGCACGUCUGAUGAACCCGACGCCGGCGCUACACUGCCCACUCCGAGUGACAUUCUCGUGUCUUACUCCACUUUUCCCGGGUACGUGUCUUGGAGGGACACAGAGUCGGGCUCCUGGUACAUUGAGACGCUGGACCGCAUCCUUGAGGAAAGUGCUGCCACGGAUGAUUUGGUCACAAUGUUAAUGAUGGUCAACCAUGAAGUCUCCCAGAAUUCUGCAAAAGGCAUCUACAAGCAAAUGCCAGGUUCUUUUAACUUCCUCCGCAAGCUUCUUUACUUUCAGUCGACUUAA
Nerophis lumbriciformis (worm pipefish) is the source of this 1302-nucleotide messenger RNA. Lineage: Eukaryota; Metazoa; Chordata; Actinopteri; Syngnathiformes; Syngnathidae. The record is from RefSeq and is a predicted model, not a curated record.